This is a messenger RNA of Diachasma alloeum, 767 nucleotides long. It is a transcript of the gene Lamtor2, whose product is annotated as ragulator complex protein LAMTOR2 homolog. The transcript is spliced from 3 exons. Gene Ontology annotation, biological process: positive regulation of TOR signaling; cellular response to amino acid stimulus. The record is from RefSeq and is a predicted model, not a curated record. Gene Ontology annotation, molecular function: guanyl-nucleotide exchange factor activity; molecular adaptor activity. Gene Ontology annotation, cellular component: Ragulator complex. Lineage: Eukaryota; Metazoa; Arthropoda; Insecta; Hymenoptera; Braconidae. Bases 139 to 519 code for a protein of 126 amino acids.
UCGUCCAUCCCUAGUUGAAGGAAGUAUCGGAGUAUCAUCUGGUAUCAUCGUGGAAAUAACUGAGUGAUACCGUGUGUCAUAGCCUCAAUUGUCAAUUUUUGGGUUAAUUACUAUGACAAAGUGUUUUGACGGAAGAAAAUGCUGAAACCGAGGGCUCUAACUCAGGUCCUGAGCCAGGCCAACACCGGGGGUGUUGAAAAUACUCUAUUACUCAGCCGAGAUGGAGGACUCCUGGCGUACAGUGGGUAUGGGGAUAAAGAUGCUAGAGUUACAGCUGCUAUAACCAGUAAUAUUUGGUCGGCGUAUGAGAAGAAUGGGAGAAAUGCGUUCAAAGAGGACGAGCUGCAGUUUGUUCUCAUGGACUGUUUGGAGGGAAAAGUUGUCAUAACAGAAGUAGCAAACCUCCUGCUAUGUCUCUACGCCAAGGAAAACGUUGGCUUUGGUCUCCUCAGGGAAAAAGCACAGGCACUCGCCAAGUACCUCGAUCAGCCCCUGAAAACCAUCGCCAGUAUGCCCUGAAUCCACCGACUCCCAUUUAACGACUGCAGUUUUUCCUAAAUACAUAAUUUUUUUCAUGUAUUUUGUAUCGGACUGUAUAUAAAACGAGCGUACGUUAAGCUUUAUUAAGAGAACAUGUUUUUUUUCUAACAAAGUGCAAGAAAUGGUAGUCACUUAAGUGGUCCAAAAGAUUGUACAAUAAAGUCUUUAUUUAGUCUUUAAAAUCACAACUUAUACAAACAAUUAAAAUUUCUUCAUAUACACCCUUA